AACGGUAGCGGUAUCGGUAGCGGUGUCGGCAGCGGUAAAGGUCCGCAUAGUCCAUUCAAAAAGCCAAGUGAACGGUCACUCAGCGUGUGAGUAGGCGUGAGGUGAAGUGAACCCGAAAGGGGGUUGAAACGAACAACAGACCGUAAAAUACACGGCUUAAGACGCAAAAGAAACAAUAAAAAGCAGCAGCAGCAGUGGAAAACUCGGGAACAACAAACCCUAACAAAACCAAACUAAACCAAGCUAAAACAAAACCAACAAAUUGAGGAAAAAAUAGUGAAAAAUCCGAAUAAAAAACGAGGAAAACCCCAACGCGAAAGUUUCCUCACUAACUAAGGGAUUUGUCUGCAUGGUGGAGAGUAUUGUGGGUCAAGGUCAAGAGCUGACAGAGGGCCCCCUUCAUAAUUGAUAGCGAACUCGCUUAGAAACGUGAUCCAGACCGAGUCUUAGGCAGCUUCGAGUACGUAUUUUCCUGGUGCCCCUGUGUCCUGUGUUGUCUGUCCUGCCUAGUGCUAAGUCAGAAUGUUUGAGCCUCGAUUAGAGCCGAUUUGUGGCAGUUGAAAGUCGUUUCCAGCGCGGCAAUAAGAAAAGCACACACACACACACACAUACACAUAACCACCCAUCCAACCACACAGUGACACGAUACUUUUUUGCUGGUGUGAGUGUGUGUGUUUUUUUUAAUGUAGUGUGCGCGCGUACGUUCGCGUGUGUGUGUGUGUGUGUGAGUAGGUUUUUUCCGUGUUUCUGAAGCAUGCAAAUAAACGGUGUCGCUGCCGGACCCACGAUGGCCGCAUCAGAGCCACCAGAGCCACCGCCGCGCAAUCCGGAUCGCAUAAAUGCCUCACUGCACAAGCUCAGCGAAUCCAAAAUUGUUAAAUCACUGGACUCGAGUCUGAUCAAGGAGAAGUCCGUCUCCGUUAACAACAAUAAGCCUAUACGGCCGCUGCUCUCUCUGGAUAACUCUGUAACGGCCUCCACAUCAGCGGCAGCCGCAGCGACAGCAGCAGGAGCAGCAGCAGCUGGAGCCGGAGCUGGAGCAGUGGGCGGAGCCCCUGUCAAGCCAUCGCCACUGGUACUUACCAGCAAGCGAGACCUCACGCCCAGCAACGACAGCAGCUCCUCGCCGGCCAGCUCGAAUGGCAGCAAUCAGACACUUACGCCACCCAUGACCAACGACAACCAGCAGCAGCAGCAGCAGCAUCGACCACCAUCAUAUCCUGGGAAGAGCGAGGUCGUCGGUCUGCCACAGCCACAAUUGCCGAAUGGCAUCGGAGGCACGGCCAAUGCGAAUUCUAUCCCCGGCCCAGCCAUGAUCCAUGCGAAUAACUCAAAUUUAAUUGCCGCUGGUCACCUGGCACAGGGAGUUGCCGUCUCCUCCAGCUCCACUUCGACGUCCACCGCCAACAGCUCCUCUGGCGGCAGCGCACUAAAUGCGGUCGACAAGCGGAAUGCCAAUGAUGUUUGCUCAAUUGUGAAAUUAAUGGAACCGGAGUCAAUGGCAACCGCAAGAGCAGCUCCAGCUCCAGCUUCAGCUCCAUCUCCAGCCGCAGUAUGCGCCAAUAUGAAUCCAUCAUUAUCUGGCUUCCUGACACUGGGGCCACCGCAUUCUCCGACAUCCGCUGCCUCGGCAGCCCUCCUCAUGCUCGAGUCCUGCGAUGGCAAUCGCAACGAAGAGACAAAGGUCCGACUCCGAUGCGCCUCUGGCUGGGGCUCAGACUCUGGUCCAGCUUCAGAAUCCGGCAUGAAGCUGCGAGAGGAGAACGAUCGUCUCAGUGCGGAGCUGGUUCGCUUGCGUCGACUGCUCGAGCUGUCCACAGACGGGGCCGUCGGCGGCGUGGAUCCCACAGAGGCAGAUGCUCGUGGCAAUAAUGGAACAGCCGCACAGGAUCGCAUUGAACGCCUGGAGUCGGAGCUGCGUACGGUCAAGAAUCAGCUGCUGACCAUGCGGCUGGAGCGGAAGAAACUGCGAACUGACAAAUCCGAUCUGCUGGGACAGGUGAAACAGCUGUGCGCCUCGCUGCAGGAGAAGGAGCAGGAGCUGCGCGACUUUAUCCGCAACUUCCAGGAGCGGGUGCGAGAGUCGGAGACUACAAAUGCCAAGAUCUCGGGCGAUCGAGACCGGGAGCGCUUCCAGCUGCUGAAGCAGGCCCGGGAUGAGGCCGAGCGCUCACUAGCCCUGGCCCAGCAGCUCUCGGCUCGUGACCUGCAGCUGCAGCGACUUCAGGAGCAGCUCCAGGAGGCGCGUCGCCAGCUCACAGGCUGCCUCUCCGACCAGGAGAGUCUCCACUCGUUUGCCCCACUGACUCCGCCCUCAGCGGCCUCUGGCAUGCUCAGCCAGAUGGCAUCCGGCUCUGGCAUGGGUGGAGUACUGGGCGGCCUUCGCGGCACAGCCGACGACAGUGGCCGCGGCAACUCCCUGUCGGCAUUCAGUGGCAGCCUGAGCGGCGGAUCCGGGGCAACAGCAGGCGAUCGAAACUCGUGCUCGAAUGACUCGGGUCUGCGGAACAGCAGCGACCGGGAAAGCACUGGCGGAGAGUUGAACUUCAGCGAUGGCACCUGCGACAAUGGACCGUGCAUCACCGUGGAUCCCGACAGCAUUUCUCUCGUCUCCAGCCAGAACAUGUAUCAAUUUGGAACGCCCAAAGAACGAAGCCCCACAUUGUCGCCCUUGAACUCGGCUGCCUACUCCAGAUCCGUGGAGCAGCUGGGCUCGCCGGUGGACCCCGAUGGCCCAGGAGGGGCUGGAGCCAUAACCCGGAAAUUUGCCUGUGCCACAAAGAGUGGACCGUUGGGAGCACGCAACGGUCGUGGGGGAACCUGGGGCAGCAUAUCGCGUGUGUUUGCUCGAUCCCGCAACAAGAACAAGGCCCUGUCCGCCGAUGGAGUGACUGAAUACACCGACUACUCGUGGAAUCCGCUUUCUGAGGAGGGCUAUGCCGACAAGAUACGGCUGCUGCGCGAGGCUUCUCAGUUGCCUAUGGAGCGCUGGCGGGCCACCCAGGUGCUGGCCUGGUUGGAGGUGGCCCUGGGCAUGCCCCAAUAUAGUGGCCGCUGUGCUGAGAACGUGAAGAGCGGGAAGGUUUUGCUGGAGCUGAACGACAUCGAGCUUGAGGCCGGUCUUGGCCUGGCCCAUCCCAUGCACCGCAAGAAGCUGCGUCUGGCCAUCGAGGAGCAGCGACGACCGGAACUAGUGCGGUAUCCACUCAUCACCCAACUGGGCCACACCUGGGUGGCCUCCGAAUGGCUGCCGGACAUUGGAUUGCCGCAGUACGCGGAGCCGUUUCUGCAGUCCCUCGUCGAUGCUCGCAUGCUGGACACGCUGUCCAAGAAGGAGCUGGAGAAGUUUCUGGGCGUGACCCGAAAGUUCCAUCAGGCCAGCAUUGUGCAUGGCAUUCACGUGUUGCGCAUCGUGAAGUACGACCGCCAGACGCUGGCCAUGAGGCGCGUGCAAUCCGAGACGGUGGACACGGACCCCAUUGUUUGGACAAAUCAGCGCUUCAUACGUUGGGUUCGAUCCAUCGACCUGGGCGAGUACGCCGAUAACCUGAAGGAUAGCGGCGUUCACGGCGGACUCGUCGUGCUGGAGCCAUCCUUCUCGGGCGAUACUAUGGCCACGGCUCUGGGCAUUCCCCCAUCCAAGAACAUAAUACGACGACAUCUGAACACGGAAUUCGAUGCCCUCAUUUUGCCAGCAAGAGCGACUCUGGGUCAAGGCAUCCGUUCAGGUUGCGGCGUAGUGCCCCUGACUGGACCCGGCGGACUGCAGCACUAUGCCACAGCAGACCGCCGCUCGAGCGGCAGCCUCAGGAUUUCGGCAUGGAAAGGAUCUCAGAGCUCUCUUUCCAAAGCCUUUCGGUUCAAUACUAAACCCCAUCGCGCCGGCGAUCGCAGCUCCUUCGGCAACUCCACCUCCCCAACGCCUUCGUACAGCAGCAGCGAGGGCGGCGGAGGAAUAUACGCUACCAUAGGCUCGCUCCAUCAUCAGCAACAGCAUCAUCAUCAGCAGCAGCAGCAACAGCAGCACUAUCAUCACUUUCUGCCGCCUCCAACCACAGCUCCACCGCCGAUUCCCUUGGCAGGUAGCACCAGCAGUAACUACAGUCAUGGUCCGCCGCCGGGCCACCGCGUGAGUGCGCCGCCCACUGGCAGCGUGCUGGAUGGGAGCGGAGUGGAUGCACAGCUACUCUACGAGCAGAGUCGACGACGCGUGAAAAGCAUCAGUGACAUCGGAGCAUCGACCAGUGCGGGCAGUGUGGGGGCGUGUAGUCUGGGCGGCAUAUCAGGUUCCUCGGAGUCGCCCGAAUGAGAAUGGGAGCCGAAUCAGAGCUAGCUAGACAGCAACAACCAAAGAUACUCAGCUGUAUUCCCAUUCCCUUAAUAGUCCCUUUUUACCUGUUCAUCCCCAGUUUAUGUAGUGUCCCUUUCCAUUCUGGAUUCGAGCUUAGAUUCCAAAGAAAACCAAAAACGCGAAUUCUAUUGUAUUAAAGUCAAGUGUCAGACCCACCUUAAGGAUACAAGCAUACAAGAAUCAACAAUUAAAGAUACAUAUAUACCUAUGUCAAGAUACAAAUAAACGAGUAAGCAUUUGAUCAAAUCAGCUAGAGCUACGAACUACGAGUAUAUGCUAAAUAUGAUUCCAUAUACAUACAUAUACUCACUAGAGAUAAUGUAGGCUAAGAUCAAUCCCUCUCGAAAGCGAAUCCACGCCAACACGCCCCACUAAACAACCCAAAUAAACUUGGAUAGUUUAAUUAUAAUUAUUCGUGUAUAACUCUAAUCUAAUGGUAAUUGUAACUGUAAAGCUAGCUUUAAAUUGAUCUACAAAUGUAAUCCUGCGCUGGAGCACUGCCCCACCUUCACCUUGCGGAGUGCUCUGGCGACUGGAAAUGAGCAGCCACAGAAGCAGACUCGUAUCUGAUGCAUGCGAUGGAUGUAAUUACAAUUUAGAUAAAUUGAAAUUAUUUUGUAACCGAACCUAUCGUAGCUAAGCAAAUGAAAAUGGAAACUAUUGAAAUAAAUUUGAUAAGCUGCAAAAUACAAAACUGAUACUGAGGAAUAAGUAUCCUUUAAUAUUGCAUGAUAAUGAUCAAAUACAAGUAACGUACAGAAACUAAAUCAAAUACAAUGCAAACGCACUCCACUCCCCAUACCCUCGCACCACCAAAGAAAGUAAUGUCAGCCUGCUACACAGCCCAAGCUAUCAGAUAUUGAAAUAUCCCAGAAAGAGAACGGUAUUAAUAAGCAGACCAAUUUAACUCUAGUACUAUGACAAAGAAACUAUCGAAUAAACCAAUGAUCAAAACUCUGUUGUAAA
Messenger RNA from Drosophila miranda, 5317 nucleotides. It is a transcript of the gene Liprin-gamma, whose product is annotated as kazrin. NCBI's taxonomy places the organism in Eukaryota, Metazoa, Arthropoda, Insecta, Diptera, Drosophilidae. The transcript is spliced from 14 exons. Gene Ontology annotation, molecular function: protein binding. The record is from RefSeq and is a predicted model, not a curated record. The coding region runs from base 755 to 4309 and encodes 1184 amino acids.